GUCGAAACUUAGAAAUUGCACAAUGGUUGUGGGCGUCUUUCCACUGGCGAAACUAGCUUUACUUGCCAUUAAGCACAUUAGCAAGCCCAUUGGCAAUCUGAUCAAGCAAACGGCCAAAAAGAAUAAGUCAUUCAAAACCCUGGUUGUUGCUCCUCCGGCGAGAUUAUACCACGUAAUUGAUGUGCGCUCCAAGAUGUGGAUGCUGGGACUUGGACAACCUCGUCUAAUUCCGCCCCUCACUGACGCGAUGACUAUCCAAAUGGGCGGUGAUAUCCUGGGCGAAAUGGUCAUCUUCAUUAUUGGCGCCACGCUGAUUGUAGGCGAGUUCAAAAGGCAAGCCAAGAAUGACAGGUUGAAGCACGAAAAACACAAGAUGCAUCGGGAGAAGCUGGAGGAAAGAAUUGGUAACCUCACCAACAAGGUCGCCCGCCAGACCAAGGAAAUCAAUCAGCUGAGGAGCAAGCUGGGAAGUAGGGAAACCUAUACGGCAUAUUGCAAUACAGGGGAUUUGGAAUGUAACUGAAUUGGCCUGGAAAUCUCAGUCGCCAGUAUAUUCGUGCUAAAUUUUAUGUAACGCACAAUGGUGAUUGGUAGUUUUCCAGUUGGAAAAAUUUUCAUUCAUGGCGUGAAACGGAUUAGCAAGCCAUUCGGAGACCUUCUGAUUUGGAUGGGCAAGCAUCAUCCCUUUAUACGGCGCUACAUCAUCAUUCCGCCUGCCCAGCUCUACAACACCUUUGAGGUCCGUUCCAAGCUUCGUAUGCUUCGAUUAAAGCAGCCCAGGCGGAUUCCACCCCUCUCCACUCCGGUCGCCACCAGAUUGGGCGCUGAUAUGCUGAGUGAGGCUUUUGUGUUUGGCAUCGGCGCGGGUCUCAUAUACUAUGAGCUUUCAAAGUGUGAACUAUUACAAAUGUCUUAAUAAUUUGUAUUCCUAUACAAUUAUUUGUUUUUAUAGAACAUAUACAAAAACCAAAAAACAGAACCAGGAAAUUGAGGAUCAAAAAAGAGUUCUAGAUGAGUGCGUGGACUGUAUCAGUGCAGAUGUGGAACGGAACCAAAGGGAAAUCAACUGGAUUAAGGCAGCUCUAAAAAACGUUGAAAAAUAAGGAUUUAUUUUUGUAUAAUUUUAUUAUGUAAUAAAUAAAUGAGUAAUUUUCAAGUU
Drosophila melanogaster (fruit fly) is the source of this 1159-nucleotide messenger RNA. RefSeq lists its product as uncharacterized. The record is from RefSeq and is marked reviewed. The transcript has 3 exons. Bases 23 to 523 code for a protein of 166 amino acids. Lineage: Eukaryota; Metazoa; Arthropoda; Insecta; Diptera; Drosophilidae.